Molecule: messenger RNA, 2547 nt
Organism: Verticillium nonalfalfae
Lineage: Eukaryota; Fungi; Ascomycota; Sordariomycetes; Glomerellales; Plectosphaerellaceae
Gene: SGD1
Product: suppressor of glycerol defect
Exons: 1
Coding region: 1-2547 (848 amino acids)
Biological process (GO): ribosomal small subunit biogenesis
Cellular component (GO): nucleolus
Molecular function (GO): protein binding; RNA binding
Source: RefSeq, a predicted model, not a curated record
AUGCCGCCAAAGCUCGCCCUUCCGGGCAAUCUCCUCAAGGAGAUGGGAGUCUCUGGAGAACCCAAAGGAACGCCGCGCGACAACAGUCGCUGGAAGAGCCAGAGCCAAAACCGACGGGACAAACGCAAGGCCGAGCGAUCACAGAAGCGCCAGGGGCCGACAGCACCCCGAAGGCCACCCGUCAAAGCUGCACCUCCCAGGCCGUCUCGCCAAGAACCGGACGAUUCCGAGGACGACUCGGACGGCGGCCAUGCUGCGACCAUUCCGACGAAACGGGGAGCGCAGGGCGCAAAAGCGGCCAGCGACACAAAUCAGCGAAAGAGGAAGAGAAUUGCCCCUGUGGAGGAGGAUGACGACGAUGACGACGACGAGCCGGUCUCGCCGGUCGCGAAGACGGCCAAGACGUCGCGCAAGUUGAAGGACAAGUUUGCGCAGGAUGAUGCCGAGAUCGAAGACCUCGAGCGUAAACUCGGCAUCAAGAAGGGUCGCAAGGCCCUGCCCAAGUCCUUCCACGAAGAUGGCCUUGACGCCCUGCUGGACAGUGACGGAGCCGAAGACGACAGCGAGCGAGACGAGAGAACAAAAGCCAAGCGGGAGGCAGACGAGUGGUUGGCCAAGAAACGGAGGAAAGCGGCAAAGGCAGAAGUACCCGUGGAGAGCGAAGGGGAGGCGGACGAGGACGAUUCGGACAUGGACGACGGCCUCUCGGACCUGCUAGAAGACGACGACGACGAUGACGACGCAGGAUCAUUUGGCGGAUUUGACUCCGACUCGGAUGAACCAACAAAAAAUAAGCCCAGAGUCAGAGAGAACCCGUACGUCGCGCCAGUCACGGCUACCGCUGGCGGCGAGAGUGCUGGCAAGUACAUACCGCCGUCCCUUCGCAAGGCACUCGGCAAGGAUGCGGAUCUCGAGGCUCAGAUUCGGAGAAAGACCCAGGGUCCUGUGAACCGUGUCACCGAAGCGAACCUUGUCUCCAUUGUGGGAGAGAUUGAGAAGAUCUACCGCGAACACCCACGCGGCAUUGUCACGGAUAUCCUUUCGGACCUGCUGAUGGCGCAAAUCUGCGAUGCGACAAGCAAACCAGACACACUCUUGGUUCUCUCUGCCGGGUUCAUAGCAGCCUUGUACAAGGUCGUUGGUGUCGACUUUGCCGCCCAUUUCGUCACAGCUGUGGUUGAACGGUUCCAGAGAGAGCACGAUGCGGCAGAAAAGAUGGCUGCUGAGGCCCGCACCCCGACCAAGGAGACAUCAAACUUGAUCACGGUGCUGGCAGAGAUGUACGAGUUCAAGGUCGUGUCGGGCAAGAUUUUGUUCGACUACAUCAAAUUCCUGCUCCAAGACUUGUCAGAGCUCAAUGCUGAGAUCUUGCUCCGUAUCGUUCGACUGGUCGGGGCGCAGCUUCGGAAGGAUGACCCGUUGGCGCUCAAGGAUAUCGUCAGCCUCAUUCGGCCAGCUGUAGCCAAGAUCGGCGAGGCAAACCUCUCCGUGCGAACCAAGUUCAUGAUUGAGACGAUCAGCGAUCUCAAAAACAACAAGCUCAAGACCGGCGCGCAGGAUCUAGCGGUCCUCCAUGAGCACGUCACGCGCAUGAAGAAGCAUCUCGGCACGAUGGACACAUCAAAGCUCAAGGCCACCGAACCGCUCCGCAUGGGUCUUGAUGACAUUCAGGCUGCAGACAAGUCGGGCAAGUGGUGGCUGGUUGGUGCCAAGUGGGCUGGGCAGGGCGGCGAUAGCAAGAAGGCCGAACCGACCGCAGCCAGCGCCGGCGCCGCCGGCUCGGCGGAGGUGGCGUCGGACGAUGAUGUGAUAUUGGAUGACGGACUAGAUAUGCCGAACUACGCCGAUCUCGCACGCGAGCAGGGCAUGAACACGGACGUACGCCGCGCCAUCUUCAUCGCCCUUGUCGCGGCAGCAGACUUUAACGAUGCCUACCUGCGGAUAUUGAAGCUGCGUCUCAAUAAGUACAACCGUCGGGAAGUCUCCAACGUGCUGGUCCAGUGCUCCGGGGCCCAGCAGCACUACAACCCGUACUAUACGCUGGUCGCGAGCAAGUUCUGCGGUGAUUCGAGGAUCAAGUAUGCUUUCCAGGAUACCCUGUGGACAUUCUUCCGCAGACUUGGAGAACCUCUCUUCGGAGAGGAACCGGAAGAGGAAGACGAGGAAAUGACGGACAACCGCCGAAUCAUCAACACGGCCAAGAUGUUCGGCAACCUCGUCAUGGACUCAUCGGUAUCAUUGACCGUACUGAAACCUCUAAACAUGGCUUACGUCAAGGACACGACGGGUUUGUUUGUGGAGGUGAUGCUCAUCACUGUUCUCCAGGGCUGCAUCAAGAAGGACCCAAAAAACAUAGAGACGAGUCUCGGCAAAAUAUUCGCUAAUGGCGUGGCGCCGGAGUUCGCAAGGAGUUUGAGGUACUUUCUCCGUAAGAAGGUCCGUAAAACAGAUCUGGUCGAUGGAAAGAAGGAGACGGCCAGAGUCAAAGAGGCGUGUAGAAAGGCCGAGGACAUGCUGGAACAGCUAGAGCUGCGGGAAGAGGAAUAG